Molecule: messenger RNA, 636 nt
Organism: Lactuca saligna
Lineage: Eukaryota; Viridiplantae; Streptophyta; Magnoliopsida; Asterales; Asteraceae
Source: the annotation of a GenBank genome assembly
AUGCCAAAGCUUCCUGAACCAACUGAAGCAAGGAAUAUGAGUAGAAGAGCGCUAGCAUCCCUUGCUCUCUAUCGAUUGCUCACCGCCGUCUCAUCCAAAGGAAUAGAACUGGAGGGCGAACUUCCCAUCUGUUCCCGUCUCAAUGAACUCUUCAUCAUAGAUCGGAGAGCUCAUUUGAUAUAUCACGAAUGCAGUGAUCAAGCAUCAGGCGGAAUGUAUUGCUACCUCUUCCUCCCUCCACCAUUCUAUAAGCAAAUGCUUGCGGGUAGGAUUUCUCUCCAGAACCAUCUUUCUUAUGCAAUUCGAGGAGAAGCGAGUAAACUUGCCUGCACCCUAAUUCUUGGUAGAGUUAUCAAAGAACUCCCUCGCUUGGCACAACAGCAAAGAGAACUACAAUUCCAACUGGAUCCAAUGAGAAGAGAAUUCGAACACCAACCCUUAAGACUGGAAUAUGCGCAGAAAAAAGCACCUUUUUUCACUUUAUCACUGGAUUGCGAACUUACUUAUCCUUUUGAUGAGAAUGCCACUACUCUUACUUACUAUCUUCAAACCCGCCUAUUGGCGUGUCUGGAUCAGGUGAAUCGCUUGGCUAGAUAUCUCCUUAAGCGAGAUAUCGUUAACUCCUUAGUUCCUUAG